AAAUAAGGUGGGGGCAGUGAUUCUAUUUAAAUCUCCUCAUUUCGCCUUAAUUUCAAUCAUAUCUGUCUUACAGUUUCAAGUUCACACUCUAUUUAUUGAUAAUUCUCGAAAGCUUAUUAAUUACACGAAAAAAAUGGCUGCUUUGAAGUCAAUCCUAUUUUUAAUGUUACUGUCAAUAAUUUCAUUUAUGAUUGUUCCCUCUGCCAUGGGUUGUAUCGAACGUGGAGGAAGAUGCAAAGAAAACGGACAAGGGGGACUGUGUUGCCGUGGAACACAUUGUCAUCGAGAACCAGGACGGGUUUGGGGAUCCUGCAGGCGUUAAUUAGAUUUUAAGAGAAGUAAAAUCCUAAUUAAUUAAUCUUUAACGAAUAAUGCCUCAAAAAAAAGUUCAAUAAAAUAUGUCAUAUUUUUACAAUGUACGAUAACUAAUAAAUUCUUUUUUAUUUCUAAAUUGAAAAUAAAAUUACCAUUAUGAAAGAA
Leptopilina heterotoma is the source of this 480-nucleotide messenger RNA. Its product is annotated as antimicrobial peptide Alo-3-like. The transcript is spliced from 2 exons. Bases 134 to 322 code for a protein of 62 amino acids. The record is from RefSeq and is a predicted model, not a curated record. Lineage: Eukaryota; Metazoa; Arthropoda; Insecta; Hymenoptera; Figitidae.